ACACGACGAUCGCCAGAAAGAAACAAACGUGUAAUCGACGCAAGCGCUUCUCUACGUUCGCAAUACUACCGAAAGUUGUUAAUGUUUCGCUUUUUUUCUUCUAUCAAUUGUAUUUUUUUUUUUUUAUUCACUUUAUAAUCAUUGUUCAUCGCGUAAGUAUUCGUAACGUGUAAACGUAUUUUUACGACGGGAAUUAUUCAUCGUCGUGCGAAUGUGUCUGUGAUUCACGAACGUGUGUUACUCGUACCUUCUUCGUAAACGUUGAAUUUUUUGAGAAUUUUUUUCCGAGUUCGGUUAACGUUUUACGUAAAAAAAUCGCGAGUUGAAAAAAUCUUCGUACUGGUGGAGUCUUCCGAGUGUGCUGAGGUCAUAUCCACUCAACCAACAAAAAAGCACCGAAUGACUACAUUUAGUAGUUGUAUAUUCUGAUGAGAUUGCAUGUGCCUAAUCAAUCCAUCUGGAUGUAUGGAUUUCCAACGAGAAAACACCAUUACACGGAGAGAGGACUGGCCAAACGGCACAGCGUUUCGGAGAAAUACGCGGAAUUGAAAUUCGCCGAACACUCGAAUCCACCGUCUCCAUAUAAAGUCACCGGCUUAACUUGUAACGGAAAUAAAGCCAUCAGUCCUGCCAUCAAAGUUUUGGAAAAGAAUGACAUAAGCGUAUUACCGGUGCUGUCGAAAUGUCAAUUACAUACGAAAAACGGUCUCGUCAACCAGGCCAAUAAUGUGAACGCUAAAUAUAAUAGUUUCGCCGAGAAUGAAGUUACACCCGAAAAUAGCAUUAGUUAUUAUGGUAAUAUAACCGGAUGGCAUAGAUACGAAUCGCCUGCCAGAGAUGUCAAUCCGUACGCGUAUCCAGCGCCCGAAUCGCCCAUCAGAUGGUCGGACGCCCACGUCACCUCACCUGAGCCCGAACCCCGAUCUCCGAUAAAAUUCGUUAAAUAUUCGCCGGAAACUUCGCCGUUGGCUGCCACAAAGGCGCGCUUCGACUGGACUAAAAAUGGCGUCCAGAGGGCUCGCGUCACCGAGAAAAUCAACAGCGACGCGUUCCGCAAGAAUUCCAUCGUCAAAGAGACUCCCGUCUCGCCCGACGAGCCCAAAGAAACCUCGCUCUUGAAAGCAGUCAAGCUGGAAGACACGAGUGUGCUAUGUGAUCUACUAAACGAGCCAAUUACCGAAGAUAUAAACGCUACGGAUGAUACUGGAAGGACUGUAAUAAGCUACGCUGUUUUAAAGAACUGUUUACCAAUAAUCGAGAAACUCACCAAAGUGCCAGGAAUCGAUGUAAAUAAACCAGACAACGAAGGCAACUGCCCUUUACAUUUUUGUGCUCAAGCUGGUCAAGUCGAAGCUGUGAAUUUACUGCUGAAUUCUUGCUCAGGAAUAGAAAUAGAUGCUCGGAAUCAAUACGGUGUAACUCCUUUAAUGAAAGCCGCAUUACAAGGACGGACGAAAUGUGCUAAAUUGCUGUUAUUUGCAGGCGCUUCUCCAACAAUGCGUGAUUACGGUCGAGGUCUUCGAGCCGAACAAUGGGCCAGAUACUGCGGUCGUUACAUUUGCGCAGAUGUAAUUGAAAAAUACGCUCGUAACCAGCUUCUCUCCAAAACAGCUUCAUACGGAAACUGGGGUGGCGAACCAGAGCUUGGUCUACAUUUCGUAAACGGUAAACUCCAACCACCCGCCAUCGUUCUACAAAACGCCAUCAACCAAAGCUACAAAAACAACGGUAUCAAGUCCAAGUUGAAAAAAGCAUUCCAACGCACAGCUCAUCCAUCCAAUUGGAACAGCAGCAGCAGAGUCAAUUCUUUCUCACUCGUUACCCAACUUACCAGCGCAGCGCUUUGUGUCAGCAGUCCCGUACUUCCCAAUUCCAGUAAAGUUUCGCCGGUUGUUAAAUCUCUCAUUAGACCAUUCGUCAUUCCCAGAAUCGAAAUAACUCCAGAUUCAGAUCUAUCUGCCGAAGAGACUUCGCUCGAUUCGGACUCGAAGGAUCUAUCCGAAAUACCUAAAACUCGUAGAAAAUCAUAUUUCGUUAGACUACGUAAGAAAAGUUUCAUUUAAUUGUAGGUAAUUUCGGUCAUUGGUCUCUUUGUUGAUAGGUAACUCGAAUGUUCGGACUUGAAAAACGUAUUUGAGGUGAUCUUUGUUAAUUAUUAUGUGAAUUCAAUUGUUUUGUUUGAGACGAGAGUCUAUUUUUGUGAUGCUCACUAAUGAUAUUGAGGUGCCUUUAUUGAAAAAAAAAAAAAAGAGGUAUCCGAAAGCUGAAUAAUCAAAUUAUCUGCUUCGGUAUCGCUGAACCUUGAAUCUUUCAAUUGAAUUUUUAAGUUAAGGAAUAUAUAUUGGACGAUGAUGAGCAGAAACCAUAAAACUCCACUUAGGUACUUUACCAAGGAAAAAAUUUACUAUUGUAUUUUCUCUUUUUAAUAUUUAUUAUAAUUAUCCUAUUUUAAUGAAUAUUUUUUUUCGUCAUAUCAAACCAUCUUUAUAUACCUAUUGUUGAUUUAAUUUACCUUUUAUCGAGUAUUUGUUAAUUUUAAAUAAGAAAAAAAAGACAACUCCAAGUUGUAUCUAAGUAUUGUUUUUUUUUUAAAUUGUAAAUUGCUUGAAAUUCAAUUAUUACGUACUUAAUAAGUCAUCUACGUGUCGUCAAAUUAGGGGAAAUUUACGAACCAUUGUCAUUGCUCACGAAUUAAAAAAAGUGAAUUGUUUUUUCUGUGAAAUUUAUUAAUUUCAAAGGUGAUGUACUUUGUUGACACGAGAUGUACUACCUAUUGUUAUUAUUUUAUCAUGAUUAUUUUUUAUUAUAUUUUUUUUUUGUAAAAAAAAACCAACAUGUCUUUUAUGUUAACGCUGUUUAUUGAUUGGCCUUCUUAAAAAUUGUAUUUUUAAUUAUUACGUUAUUUUGCUAUGUACUUUCUAGUCUUUGUAUUUUCCUUUAUUUUUUUUCUUUCAUUUUUUUGGAAUUUUUUCAGCUAGGUAUAUAUUUUUUCUUCUUAUUUAUGAAUUUUAAAUACAUUUAUUUUUUUUAAAUUGAUUAAAAUGUACGAGUAAUUAUUUAGUUGAACAAUUCAAACGUAAUAUUUAAAUUAAAAAUGUUAUUUGAUUUGGA
This is a messenger RNA of Planococcus citri (citrus mealybug), 3111 nucleotides long. RefSeq lists its product as uncharacterized. NCBI's taxonomy places the organism in Eukaryota, Metazoa, Arthropoda, Insecta, Hemiptera, Pseudococcidae. The transcript is spliced from 9 exons. The coding region runs from base 429 to 2063 and encodes 544 amino acids. Gene Ontology annotation, molecular function: protein binding. The record is from RefSeq and is a predicted model, not a curated record.